AUGGAUUCUAAUACUUCUUAUAAUAUGAUGAUAAAUAUGAGGGAAUAAUUUAGAUAGGAGAUAAGGAAAAAAGAUUAAGAAUCCUUUUUUUAGAGGAAAAGAUUGCAAUUUUAGCUAUCUUAGAAAUUGCCUGAGAUAUAAUUUGAUUAAAUAAUUCCUCAAUUAAAAGAAAGUUUGUAAUAAAAGAACGCGGUUCAAUUAGGAUUAAUACAUCAAGUGAUUUUUAAAUAAAUUAAUGACAAUUAGCAAAAUGAGGUUUAUUUUCUAAAUAAUUAAUACUUGGAGCUCUGCAUAUAAUCUAUCCAAUUAGGUUAGUUGGUGUGUUAUCAAGUAUUAACAAAUUUAUGUUUAAACUCAUAAUUUCCAAACAGUGCAAUUAGUUAGGCAUUGAUUACAUAAGCUAUGAAUUUAAUCAUUCAAGCAAACUUAUAGUUCGAAAAUGUAAAAUAUAUUGAUAUAAUAGAAACCAUUAACAGGAACAAAUAUACCAUAAAAAAGUGAUUAUUCAUAGAAUCAAGUCUUAGAAAUUGAAUAGAAAAGUUAGUUUAUUGAAAAUUUAGAAAAUUCAUACAAGUUUAUAUUCUUUUUUCUUGGAAACAUCAUAUCGCAAUUUAAAUUGUAAUAUUUGAAUCUGCUUCCUAAUUUAUUGCAAUUUGUUUCAGUUGCAGAAGGGUAGUUCUUAACGAGCAUAAUAUUUUUGUUGAAUUCCCUAAUAGAGCAUUAAUAAAUUGAUUCCAAUUAAAAGUUCAUAGGACUUAAGAUUGCUCUAUAGGCUUUAAAAAAAGAGUAAUGCGAAGAUUAUCUGAUGCCAUUUGGUAGACUAUAUGAUUCUUAAUUUGAUGAGUUAUUAUUAGAAUCUAAUGUUUUUGAAACAAUAAUCAAUCAUCAAUGCACAAUGAUGGAUAAAUGCUUAGUUAUAAUAAAGUAAUUCACUUUAUCAGACUCAUUAUUAGUUGCACAUGUAUAAAUUUAAUUAACUUUAGAAAUUAUUGGAUUUAAAAAUUUUAGAUAAGUUAUUACAAAAUUUAAGUAACAAAUCACAAAGCAUUAGGAAAGAAAGUUAUUUAAUUUUGGCAAAUUUAAGUUACAAUGAUAGUAAUGCUGCAAUAAAGAUCAUUACUCAUCCUGUACUGUUCAAGAUUAUAGAGAAUAUCAUAGCAUCACCAAAUGAAAAGAGUUAUUGCAUGAGCAUAAUCUUGAAUUUACAAGCAACUGGAGAUGAGAUAGUUUCAAAGAAGUUGUUAGAUUUAGGAUUUCUCCAAAUAAUUUGUAGUUUGUUAGAUGUUAGUGAAAUUGGAUUAAUAAAAUAGUUUUUAGAUUCAAUAUUAAGAUUGUUGAUUUCUUAAAAUAUCAAGGAAUAACUUAGAUAAUAAAAUUUUAAAUUAAAAUUAGACAAGAUAUUAUAAGAAUUCAAUGACAAAAUGAUUCAAGAGUUGCAUGGAAAGAUACUAUAAUUAUUGUGA
Messenger RNA from Paramecium octaurelia, 1463 nucleotides. The record is from the annotation of a GenBank genome assembly. Lineage: Eukaryota; Ciliophora; Oligohymenophorea; Peniculida; Parameciidae.